AUGAGCAACAAGCAAACGAAACAAGCAAAUAAAAAGGAUAAUAAAAAGAAGGAAAGUUAUAAGAAUAAACAAACUUCCACGACUUUUUCGCUGGGGAAGAUAUUUUCGAUCUUUGCGGUUCUAGGUGUACUAGCAUCUUAUUAUGUCUACAAUGUACUCACAACAACACCUGAAUUACCUAAUAUAGAUAUGAAUGAAUAUUGGGGUCCAUACCCUAUGAAUCUCAAACAGGAUUUAUCGAUAAGGCCUUACAAGAUAGAAUUUUCAGAUGUAAUUGUGAACGACCUCCGAGAAAGACUUCUUCAUCGCAGACCAUUUCCUCCACCUCUUGAUGACACUGGAUUUACUUAUGGCUUUAAUUCAAACUUUCUAACCAGAGUUCUUGAUUAUUGGCAAAAUAGUUACAAUUUUAAAGAUAGAGAACAAUUCUUCAACAAAUACAAUCAUUUCAAAACAAACAUUCAAGGGCUGGAUAUUCACCUUAUGCAUGUUAAGCCAAAUGUGCCGAAUACUAUUGUAGUGCCUUUGUUACUACUCCAUGGCUGGCCAGGCUCUAUCAGAGAAUUCUAUGAGAUCAUCCCAAAAUUGACAACUCCCACACCAGGGUACAAUUUCGUCUUUGAGCUCAUUGUGCCAAGCUUACCUGGAUUUGGAUUUUCACAAGGAGCUGCUCGGCCAGGCUUGAGCCCAUCAAAAGUAGCAGUCAUACUGGAUAAUUUAAUGAAACGAAUUGGUCAUGAACACUACUAUAUUCAAGGCGGUGAUUUCGGACACAUAGUGGGCUCAAUAAUGGCGACAUUGUUUCCGGAUAAGGUGCUUGGGUUCCACACUAACAUGCCAACAGUCACGUUCAACACAAUGGCGAACUUGUAUGUAUUCUUAGGUUCAUUCUGGCCCGGUCUCAUUGUGGAACCGGAGUUGCAGUAUCGUAUGUAUCCAUUGCGUGAACACAUGGCACGAUUGCUGGAAGAAUCAGGUUAUUUGCACAUCCAAGCAACCAAGCCUGAUACAGUUGGUACGGCUCUGACGGACUCUCCAGCUGGUUUAGCCGCAUACAUUCUAGAAAAGUUUUCUACAUGGACAAAUCCUGAUUACAAAAAAGCAAAUGAUGGGAACCUUCUGGCAAAAUAUUCACUAACACAUCUCUUAGAUAACGUCAUGGUAUAUUGGGCUUCUAACAGUAUAACUACGUCAAUGAGAAUGUAUGCUGAAUCUUUCAAUAAAGAGGAGCUCAGUCUCAAGUUAGCCGAAAUUCCAACAUCAGUGCCAACCUGGGGUAUUAAAUUUAAACACGAGAUCGCAUUCCAUCCAGACUGCAUUCUGAAGUUGAAAUAUAAGAACUACCUUCAAAGCACUGUGGUUGAGGAUGGAGGGCAUUUUGCAGCUUUUGAAAAUCCUGACAUAUUGGCCAAUGACAUAUUCCAAGCCGUCGAUACAUUCAGACAAUUUCAUAAUCAACAAAGGAAUACCGAAGAAGCAACAAUUGAUAACAAAUUACCUGAUUAUGAAACUGCAAAAACUAUAUAUGAAUUCACUGUAAAAGACAUACAUGGAAAAUAUGUAAAAUUAGACAAGUAUAAGGGUCAUGUGGUAUUAAUAGUAAAUGUAGCAUCUGAAUGCGGGCUUACAGACACUAAUUACAAACAGCUAAAUGAGUUGUACGAAAAGUAUUCGACAACUAAGAACUUACGAAUUCUCGCAUUCCCUUGUAACCAAUUUGGCGGACAGGAACCUGGAACUCCCAAAGAUAUUUUGACAUUUACCAAGAGCAGAGGUGUAAAAUUUGAUUUAUUUGAAAAAGUAGAUGUGAAUGGAGAAAAUGCACAUCCGCUAUUCAAGUUCCUCAAACGUGUUCAAAGAGGAACAAUGGGCGAUUUUAUUAAAUGGAACUUUUCCAAGUUUAUUGUUGAUAAGAAUGGGGUGCCUGUUGAGAGACUUGGACCAAAUCUGAAUCCAUUAGAUCUGGAGCCGUUACUAGCUAAAUAUUGGUGA
This is a messenger RNA of Parnassius apollo (apollo), 1992 nucleotides long. Lineage: Eukaryota; Metazoa; Arthropoda; Insecta; Lepidoptera; Papilionidae. The record is from the annotation of a GenBank genome assembly.